Messenger RNA from Camellia sinensis, 1855 nucleotides. Its product is annotated as lysine histidine transporter 1. The record is from RefSeq and is a predicted model, not a curated record. NCBI's taxonomy places the organism in Eukaryota, Viridiplantae, Streptophyta, Magnoliopsida, Ericales, Theaceae.
GUUCAAUCUCUCUCUCUCUCUCUCUCUCUAAAACUUUCUGGCUGAAUCUCUUUAUAUCCACACGGCAAUUUUGAAUCUCUUUUAUAUAUAUGCCCUAACCUUACGCAUUUUUGUAGUCUCUGAUUUCAGAGCUCUCUCUCUUUUUGUUUUUCUUCUAUCGUUUCAGUUUCUCGUUGUUUCUGGAAUCUCUCUCUCUCUCUCUCUACUGAAUAGCCAUGGGAACUCAAGCUCCAAAUGAUCAGAACUAUAACCCCAACAAUGUUGACACACAGUCUGAGAAGGAGAAGGCGAUCAAUGAUUGGCUUCCAAUCACUUCAUCAAGAAAUGCAAAGUGGUGGUACUCUGCUUUCCACAAUGUCACCGCCAUGGUUGGAGCUGGCGUCCUCAGUCUCCCUUAUGCCAUGUCAGAGCUCGGAUGGGGUCCUGGUGUGGCUGUACUGGUUAUAUCAUGGGUUGUCACUUUUUACACCUUGUGGCAAAUGGUUGAAAUGCAUGAGAUGGUACCUGGAAAACGUUUCGACAGGUAUCAUGAGCUUGGCCAGCAUGCAUUUGGUGAAAAGCUUGGUCUAUACAUUGUGGUGCCCCAACAGCUUGUCUGUGAGGUUGGUGUGGACAUAGUCUAUAUGGUCACUGGAGGGAAGUCACUCAAGAAAUUCCAUGAUUUGGUGUGCAAAGAUUGCCAAAAUAUUAGGCUCACUUUCUUCAUCAUGAUUUUUGCCUCUGUCCACUUCGUGCUCUCCCAUCUUCCCAACUUCAACUCCAUCUCCGGUGUGUCUUUGGCUGCAGCAGUCAUGUCCUUGAGUUACUCUACCAUUGCAUGGGCUGCUUCGCUUCACAAGGGUGUGCAACCGAAUGUCCAAUAUUCAUAUACAGAGAAGAGCACAGCGGGAAAAGUCUUCAACUUCUUCAGUGCCUUGGGUGAUGUGGCUUUUGCCUAUGCAGGCCACAACGUGGUCUUGGAGAUUCAAGCAACAAUCCCUUCUACACCCGAGAAGCCUUCCAAGGGCCCCAUGUGGAAGGGAGUGAUAGUUGCCUAUAUCGUCGUGGCCUUGUGCUACUUCCCUGUGGCACUGAUCGGUUAUUGGACAUUUGGGAACAAUGUUCAAGACAAUAUCCUCAUCUCAUUACAGAAACCCACAUGGCUCAUUGCAAUGGCUAACAUGUUUGUUGUUAUUCAUGUUAUUGGAAGCUAUCAGAUUUAUGCAAUGCCGGUGUUUGACAUGAUAGAAACGACUUUGGUAAAAAAAUUGAAUUUCAAGCCCACUUUAAUGCUUCGCUUUGUUUCUCGAAAUAUAUAUGUGGCAUUCACAAUGUUUGUUGGCAUUACGUUUCCUUUCUUUGGUGGUCUUCUUGGAUUCUUUGGAGGAUUUGCAUUUGCCCCUACAACAUACUUUUUACCAUGCAUCAUUUGGCUUGCUAUCUAUAAGCCGAGGAGGUUCAGCUUGUCUUGGGUUACUAACUGGAUCUGCAUUAUACUGGGUGUUCUUUUGAUGAUCUUGUCGCCUAUUGGAGGGCUAAGGCAAAUUAUAAAAGCUGCAAAGGACUAUCAAUUCUACUCAUAAGCAAAUCUUCAUACGCCAAGAGGACGUGGCUGUCGUAAAAUACCCAAAUGGAGAAGAGAAGAUCAUGACGACACUUAGAAUGGCCAUGGCAAAAUGACUAAAGUGGGAUUCAUCAAAUGGGACAUCAAUUGAAAUUUCUGUAAUUUUAUCGCUUGUUAUGGAAAAAUGGCAUUCCAGCCAUGGAACCAACUAAGAAAGCUUCCUGGAGGCCUUUAUUUACAGCUUCUUUUCAUUCAAUGGUGUGCAGAUAUAUAUCAGUUUCAUGUUUGUUAUCUUAUGUUUCUUCUUCUUCU